Ilex paraguariensis (yerba mate) is the source of this 3229-nucleotide messenger RNA. The record is from the annotation of a GenBank genome assembly. Lineage: Eukaryota; Viridiplantae; Streptophyta; Magnoliopsida; Aquifoliales; Aquifoliaceae.
AUGGCAUUGUUCUCCCUAGUUGCUUGCUUAAACAUCCUCUUCCUCUCAUGUUCGGCUUUAGGCUUCUCUCUCGUGGCCACUACUGCCCUGAACGGGAAUGAAACCGACCGGCUAGCACUGCUUGAAUUCAAGGCCAAAGUAGUUGAUGAUCCGAUGGGGUCUCUAAGCUCAUGGAAUGAUUCCAUCCACUUCUGCCAGUGGCUCGGUGUGAUAUGCAGCCGCCAACACCAGAGGGUCGUCGUGUUAGGCCUACAGCAUCAGAAGCUCACAGGGUCCAUAUCACCCUACCUCAGAAAUUUGAGUUUCUUGCGAGAGUUACUUCUUGAUAACAAUAGCUUCCAUCAACAAAUUCCACCAGAACUCGGGCAUUUGAAAAGAUUAAGAUUGUUGUGGCUCAGGAACAAUUCACUUGGUGGUGAAAUUCCCACCAAUAUAUCCAGUUGUUCUAAACUGGUUGAGGUUCGACUUUCUUGGAACAUGCUAGUAGGGAAGAUUCCUAUGGAGUUCGGCUCACUGUCGAAACUCCAGCUGAUUCAGGCUCCUAGAAACAGUCUAACAGGUGGUAUCCCUCUUUCUUUUGGGAACUUAUCAUCUCUUGUGUUUCUUGGUUUUUCUUCUAACAGUCUAGUUGGAAGUAUCCCUGAUUCUCUAGGACAAUUGACAAAACUAGAAUACAUUGGAUUUUCUGAAAACAGUUUGUCUGUUUGUCUGGUACCUUCCCUCCCACACUUUUCAAUCUCUCUUCUAUCACUACUAUUUUUUGUGCCACUGAACCAAAUCCAGGGGACUCUUCCAUCGGACAUGGGCUUCACUCUUCCUAAUCUCAGUUACUUUGGCAUUUCGGGAAAUCGAUUCACUGGUACCAUUCCUUUUUCAGUGUCCAAUAUGUCAAAUCUGGCAUUUCUUUUCAUUGAUGGAAACAAACUCAUUGGAAAAGUGCCUACGUUUGAAAAUUUACAUGACCUUCGUCAUAUAGACAUCUCUGGUAAUAGCUUGGGAAGUGGAAAUGCCAAUGACCUCAGUUUCAUCUCAUCUUUGAGGAAUGCAAGUGGUUUACAAGAACUGGGUCUGAGUAAUAACAAUUUUGGAGGGGUAUUGCCUGACUCUUUUGGAAACCUUUCAACUAAGCUUGUAGGACUGUCAGUAGGAAACAAUCAACUCUUUGGGAGCAUUCCAAAUUGGCUUUCGAUUUUUGCCAACUUCUCAUAUAUUGACAUGAGCAACAAUCAAUUCACAGGUAACAUUCCCCAUGAUAUUGCCAAGCUUGCAAAACUUCAAAGAUUGGAUUUAUCCCUUAACCGAUUCUCAGGUGAAAUUCCUUCAUUCCUCGGAAAUUUAAGUAUAUUAACAGAACUCCGCCUGGACAACAACAAUUUUUAUGGUAGUAUCCCGUCUAGUUUGGGAAAAUGUCAAAUGUUGAAUGCUUUGAAUAUCUCUCGAAACAGCCUUAGUGGCAUAAUACCUCCACAAGUUUUUGGCAUCUCAUCCUUAGCAUUGUAUUUAGACUUGUCUCACAACCAAUUGACGGGUUCCCUUCCUAUGGAAAUUGGAAAUAUGAAAAAUCUUGGUGAAUUGAUUGUUGCCAAGAACAUGUUAUCUGGUGAGAUUCCGAGCACACUUGGUAGCUGUGUUAGAUUAGAAAAAAUUUACAUGGAAGGAAACUUCUUUCAAGGGAUCAUUCCUUCAUCUUUAAUUUCUUUGAGGGGUAUUCAAUUUCUAGAUGUUUCUUGCAAUAAUCUAUCCGGCCAAGUUCCAGAGUAUCUAGGGGACUUCGAUUUGCAGUAUUUCAAUUUUUCUUACAAUGAUUUCAAGGGCUCGUUGCCAACAAAAGGCAUCUUUAAGAAUGCUAGUGCAAUGUCUUGGAUUGGAAACCCUAAGGUUUGUGGGGGUACUCCUGAAUUACAGCUUCCUAGAUGCAACUUUGAACAAUCUAAGAAGAUUACCUCCACGUUGACCUUUAAAGUGAUAAUCUCUAUGGUUUCUGUGAUUUUGGGUUUAAGUUUGUUGUUGAGUUUUUUUGUACUUUAUUGGUAUAAAAAGAGCAAGACGGUGCUUUCUUCAUAUCCACAGAGAAAAUCCAAUUCAAAAGUGUCUUAUCAAAGUCUCCUCCAAGCUACAGAUGGGUUCUCUUCAACUAAUUUGAUCGGUAUGGGUGGCUUUGGGUCUGUUUAUAAAGGAAUUCUCGAUGAUGGAACAAUUAUCGCUGUGAAGGUUCUUAACCUUUCGCAUCGUGGAGCAACCAAGAGUUUCAAAGCUGAGUGUGAUGCCUUGAGGAACAUAAGACAUCGGAAUCUUGUCAAGGUGCUAACUGCUUGUGUAGGUGUGGAUCAUCAAGGAAAUAAUUUCAAGGCUUUGGUCUACGAGUUCAUGGCUAAUGGCAACUUGGAGGAGUGGCUGCAUCCAAAUCCAAAAGAAAAUCGAGAUGAUAUGGUGUUGAAGAAACUUAACCUUCUUCAAAGAUUAAACAUUGCUAUUGAUGUUGCUGGCGCACUGGAGUAUCUUCACCGUUAUUGCCAGACACCUUUAGUUCAUUGCGAUCUCAAGCCAAGUAAUGUUCUUCUGGACAGUGAAUUGGUUGCUCAUGUAUCUGACUUUGGAUUGGCAAGAUUCCUUCCAAUAGCCACCCAAAAAUCAUCCACAAAUCAAACAAGCUCUAUUGUCAUAAGAGGAUCAAUUGGUUACACUGCCCCAGAGUACGGGAUGGGAAGUGCAUUGUCGACUUAUGGUGAUGUGUACAGCUUUGGCAUGCUCUUGUUGGAAAUGUUCACAGGGAAAAAGCCUACAGAUGACAUAUUUAGAGAUGGUUUUAACCUUCAUAAUUUUGUUGAGGUGGCUUUGCCUGACCGAGUUGCUGAAAUCGUAGAUCCAAUACUUUUCCAGGAAAUUGAAGAGGCACAAAGCUUAAGUGGCAAAAAAAAAUCAAAGCUUGAUGAGUAGUCACAAAGCUAAAGAGUGCUUGAUUUCUAUCUUUGGAGUUGGAGUCGCUUGCUCUGCAGAAUCGGCAAGACUUCGAAUGGAUAUUGGUGUUGCUGCUGCUGAGUUGCACAACAUCAAAUAUGUGUUCUUCAAAACUUGAAUCCAUAUAUGGAGAGGGAUGAACCACAGUAACAUUGGAAAAUUGUCUAGCUAGGUAGCAGCAUGUUUAGGGAUUGAUCAUCAUGAAAAGAUUAUAGAGUGAGUUCUGAUCCAAAUGUGUAAUGACAUUUUCUGGUUUAUCGCUUCAUCUAAU